AUAAAAGAGAAUUCCUUUCAUAUAAAUUAAUCGCAUUCUGUCCAAUAAAAUAUAAUUAUCUUGCCAGAGAUCGUAGUGGUGGACAACGUGACUCCCUGCAUACUUAAGCAGGAAUGCCUUAAUAAAUAAGAACAAUUAAGCAAAACUGUGUUUCUAAUACACAACUCAAGGACCUUCCCACAUGGAUUCUCUGGACUUGGCUCACACGCCAUCUUUCAGGAAGAACCCAACAACGGAAAGGAUAUGGGAGCUAAUUCAGUCAUUGGACAACGAGAAGAUUUGCUACGACCACUUCACUUUCAUGACACUUAAGGUCGAAGGUUAUGGAAUAGACUCUCUGUCAAGUUUCUUCAUGAAUUACGGAUAUAAAAUAGGAGGUGGCCUUGAUUUUCCAAAGAAGAAACUACGAGGUCUCUGGUUUUCUCCUCCCGAUGUUAUCGUCCCCGAUGAUGGCCACGGCCUAGGCAACGGACCCUUACCCCGACUUGUUAUGGGUGAGAUUCUUGUGGAUGAACUAAGCCCUGAAUCACAGGCGAUAAUAAGGAAGUAUCUGAAACCAGAAGGUGGUAAGCAAGCCCUUCUUUCAAGUAUUCUUGGGUCUUUAAUAUGGGAGAAGCCAACAUGGAGCGAGUUCAAGCAAAUUGCCGAAGAAAAUGAAUUGGCGGCUUGGGCGUUUAUCAAUGGCUACACGAUGAACCAUCUCGCAUUUGCUGUUCAUCGACUUAAACACCGUUUUAGUGAUAUCAAAUGCAUCAUACAAUAUCUAAAGGAACAUGGAUUUGAUCUUAACCAUGACGGAGGAGUUCUCAAAGAAAAGCUACCAGUAGAAUUUGCAGACGGUGUAACCAAAUUAGUCCCUGCUUCAUACAUUGAAUUCACUGACCGCCUAGUUCUGCCACAGUUCAAAGAUUUGCCUUAUGAUCAGGUACGCUAGAUCCUAAUUCUAGGACUGUUUAUAUAGGAGGAAUUGCUAUUGCACAAGGUCGUCAAAUUAUUAAACAUUUUAAAAUCCU
Molecule: messenger RNA, 1013 nt
Organism: Arabidopsis arenosa
Lineage: Eukaryota; Viridiplantae; Streptophyta; Magnoliopsida; Brassicales; Brassicaceae
Source: the annotation of a GenBank genome assembly